GUCAUGUGACAAUAACACAACUCUGCUCAGCACAGACUCCUGCAACAUUUUGCUGAUACUCCCCUCUUUAUUACCAUUUGCACAUUUCAAUGCGAAACGAAUAUAGAAGAAGAAGACUGUCAGUUAAAGUGCAUCACGCGCACACACGCACGCGCUACACUCAGGGUCGUUGUCCCCUUCAGUGAAGCAGCAUGGCUCCGUUGAAGUUCUGUGCCAAUAUUUCCUGGCUCUUCACGGAGCUUCCUGACUUCCACCAGAGGAUCUCCGCGGCUGCUGCGGCCGGCUUCCAGGCGGUGGAGGCGGCCUGGCUGUACGAGUCCGACUUGGAGCAGCUCCGGAGGGCCAGAGAGGCUGCGGGGGUGGAGCUGGUCCUCAUCAACACUCCGCCAGGAGAUAUAAAGGGAGGGGAUCUUGGUCUCGGAGCAGUUCCUGGGAGAGAGGCAGAGUUCAGACAGGGUCUGGACCUGGCUUUGAAGUAUGCAAGAGCUUUGGAGUGCAAAAGAAUCCACCUGAUGGCAGGAAGGGUUCCCAUGGGCUCACAGAGAAAGGCGGUUGCCAAGGAGAUGGAGGCCGUCUUUGUGCAGAACCUAAAGUAUGCUGCUGAUAUCCUCUCUAAGGAAGGAAUCACGGGUUUGAUAGAACCAAUCAACACAAGGAUAACAGAUCCCAGGUAUUUCCUGGACUCUCCUCAUCAGGCUGCUGAGAUACUGGAGAAGGUUGGAAAGCCAAACAUUAAGCUGCAAAUGGACGUCUUUCACUGGCAAAUAAUGGAUGGAAACCUGACACAAAACAUACACAAGUAUCUUCCGCUUAUUGGUCAUGUUCAGGUGGCUCAGGUUCCCGGUAGGAACGAGCCUGACAGCGCCGGAGAGCUGGACUACAGAUACCUGUUCAACACGCUGGAAAGGCUGCAGUACCAGGGAUACAUCGGCUGUGAAUACAAGCCUCUGGGCUCCACACAGGAGGGUCUGGGCUGGAUCAGAGAUUACUGCACACACAGCGAGUGAGGAGCAGGGUCCCGUCACGCAGCUGUGUGGGCUUCAAGUUUCCUGCUUAAGGAUUGGUAUACUUUUUUACUACUUGAGUCAUUUCACAAACCAACAUUGAAUUGGUACACUUAUAAUUGUUAUGAUUUAAUUAUAUUGUUUUACUUAUUAUACCAUGUAGAUAUUAAGAAUUGUCCUGUAAAAAA
Trematomus bernacchii (emerald rockcod) is the source of this 1192-nucleotide messenger RNA. It is a transcript of the gene hyi, whose product is annotated as hydroxypyruvate isomerase. The coding region runs from base 192 to 1007 and encodes 271 amino acids. The record is from RefSeq and is a predicted model, not a curated record. Gene Ontology annotation, molecular function: hydroxypyruvate isomerase activity. Gene Ontology annotation, biological process: glyoxylate metabolic process. The transcript has 9 exons. Lineage: Eukaryota; Metazoa; Chordata; Actinopteri; Perciformes; Nototheniidae.